GAGAAGAGCCCGAGCGGCUGCGGGAGAGGGGUGGGGGCGCGGGGGGGGCCGCGCUUCACUCCGCGCUCCGUUUCUCUCCUUCGCAGCGGCGGAGCGGCGCGGGGACAUCGGGCAGCGGAGACGGGCGGAGCGCAGAAGGGGCUCCGCGGGGACGCGCGAUGCUGCUCCGCUCCGCGGGACCGCGACGAACGCGCCGAGGCCGCUCCGCACGUAGGGCCGCCGGGCUCCUUUUUUAAUCUUAUUUUCCACUCUUUUUUUUUCCCUUUUUUUAAGUAUCUUUUUUAAUUAUUACUAUUUUAUAUUUUUUUAACCUCUCUCUUCCCCCCCUCCUCUUCCCCUCACUCUUCCCCUCCCGCCCCGUCCCUUUGCCUCGCCCUUCUCCAUUUUUUCCGCCCCUCUCCCCUUCCCAGCGCGGCGCGUUGAUGGGAGCUGCGGCCCCCGGCAGCUCCAGGACUCCCCUCGGCUCUGUGCUCUCUCCGCACCCGCGCAGGGCCGCCCCCCCCAGCGCGAUGCACCGCGGAGCCGAGCUCUGAAACCGCGCCGAUUUUUCCCAUUUUCCCUUUUUAUCCUUUUUCUCUCCUUCUUUUUCUGAAGGAGAGCGGCACCCUCGGGUUUUUCUCUUCCCCCCCCACACUUUUUUUUCUGUUCACCUCGCGCAGCCCGGGCAAACCUUGCGCUGCUCACUCCUCUCUCCCCCGACCCAAGCAAAGCGCUGUGAAAUUGCGCCUCUUUCUACCAUUUCCCUCCCCCCCCCUCUUUUUUCUUUUUCCUCUCCUUCUUUUAGUAGAGGAGAGAGGCACCCCCGAACUCUCCCCUUACGUCCCCACUUUUUUUCCACUUCACCUCGCAGCGCGGUCGCCCCUUGCGCUGCCCACCUCCAAGCAAAGCGCUGUAAAACUGCGCUGAUUUCUGUCACUUUUUAUUUUUUUCCCAUUUUUAUCGUUUCGUAUUUUUAAAAGCGAGCAGCGCCCUCCCGCCGAACGCUUCCCCCCCCGCUUUUUUUUCUUUUCACCUCGCGCAGCGCGAGUAUUCCUCACGCUGCGCACCCCCCCCCCCCUCGCCAUCAAAGCGCGGAGCCUGGCGCAUGCACCAGCCCGGCCGGGCCCCCCCCCCGCUCGCCGCUGCCCCCCGCCUCGCCCCGGCUGCCGGCCCCUUCAUGCUCGGCGCACGCCAUGCCCGUGCCGUAGCCGGGGGCCCCUCCUCACGUCCCGCAUGUUCAGGACCAAACGCUCGCUCCUCGUCCGACGGCUCUGGCGGAGCCGCGCACCCGGCGGCGGAGAGGAGGAGACGGGCGACGGCGGUGCGCCGGCCGAGCCUCGGCCGCACUCAUGCGGCGGGGGGGGCCGGGGGUGCUGCCCGGCCAAACCCCCCCGCGGGGGCGGCCGGGGGGCGGCGGAGGGCGAGCUGAAGGCGCUGACCCACGCCGUGCUGAAGCGCUGCAAAGAGCGGCAGCUGGAGGGGCUGCUGCGCGCCGUCGAGUCCCGCGGGGCGGCCCGCACCCCCUGCGUGCUGCUGCCGGCGCGCGGAGAGGCGCGGUUGGGCGCGCAGCGGGACGCGCUGCCCGCGCUGCUGUGCCGGGUGUUCCGCUGGCCCGAGCUGCGGCACGGCGCGCCCCUCAAGCGGCUCCGCGGCUGCUGCCAGGCCGACGGCGCGGCGCCCACAGAGCUCGUCUGCUGCAACCCGCACCACCUCAGCCGUCUCUGCGAGCUCGAGUCUCCUCCUCCGCCCUACUCCAGAUAUCCCAUGGAUUUCCUCAAGCCGACGGCAGGUUGUCCAGACUCUGUGCCUUCCUCCACUGAAACAGGGGGAACUAAUUGUCUAGCCCCUGGGGGGCUCUCAGAUUCCCAAGUUCUCCAGGAGUCAGGGGAUCACUCACACUGGUGCGUGGUGGCAUACUGGGAAGAGAAGACACGCGUGGGUCGGCUGUACUCUGUCCAAGAGCCCUCCCUGGAUAUCUUCUAUGAUCUACCUCAGGGGAACGGCUUCUGCCUUGGGCAGCUCAACUCGGACAACAGAAGCCAGCUGGUGCAGAAGGUGCGCAGCAAGAUUGGGUACGGCAUCCAGCUCACCAAGGAGGUGGACGGCGUGUGGGUCUACAACCGCAGCAGCUACCCCAUCUUCAUCAAGUCGGCCACACUGGACAACCCCGACUCCAGGACGUUGCUGGUGCACAAAGUGUUCCCGGGUUUUUCCAUCAAGGCUUUCGAUUACGAGAAGGCGUACAGCCUGCAGAGGCCGAAUGACCACGAGUUCAUGCAGCAGCCAUGGACUGGAUUUACCGUGCAGAUCAGCUUUGUGAAGGGCUGGGGCCAGUGCUACACCAGGCAGUUCAUCAGCAGCUGCCCGUGCUGGUUAGAGGUUAUUUUUAAUAACCGAUGACACGAGACGGAGCAGACUCAUGACAUUUAUACUACUUUGCUGCUAUUACUUCCUUCUGAGUGCUUGCUUUUCAUGCAACCUUUUUGUUUUUGUUUCGUUUCAUUUGUUGUUUUUUUUUUUUUUUUCCCACUUUGAGAAGUAGCUUAUGGAAAGAUUUUCGUCCAGGUAUUUUGAUAAAUAGAUCUAUUUUUUAAAAGUGAGAACGACCAAUAACUCAAGAGGAGGGCGUGCGGGGCAGGGGCGGAUCACAUUUGAUAAUGAUUUCCCACUUUCCAAAGGAUUAUCCUAUGUGAUGGAUGGGUUGGCAGCCAAUUGAUCUUGGGUAGCGUGAGGGGAUCCUUGUAUUUUUCACGCCUCCCAGUCCCAAUGGUGGUGACAGCCAACCGAUACGCCUCCCCGGCAGUGCUAACCCAGUGUAGCCCCACCAGUGGUGCACAGACUUCCCACCAGGUCUUACCCCACCCAUGUCGCUUUUGCCAUUGAAUUUUCUCACUGGGUCAUCGUCGUUGUUGGGUACACAUCUCGCCCCCGUGCCCAUCCUGUCCAUCCGCCCAUCUUUCCACAGCAUUUUGUAUCAUCAUGGAUUGAUUACAAGAGGAGAAAACGACGAUGAAGAAACUGUGCAUGGCCCAUGCUUUGCAGUUGGAGCUGGGAUGUGACAUAAGCCUAGGAAAAAAAAAAACACAAAGCAAAACAAAACAAAAACAAAAACAAAUGGGGAAUAUAAAUGUGUUGAGGAUAGUUGGUCCGUCGGAGCCUGUUGGAUCAGGUUAUCCCGGUACCAUCAUAUCUGGAGACGCCGUUGUGCUUUCAUUUCUUCUUGAAUUCAUACACAAGUAUGAUACUUUUACACUGUUCUUAGCUCAAUGAGCAUGUUUAGACCUUAACAUAAGCUAUUUUUCUAAAUACAAAGGUUUAAAUGAACAAGAGAGCAUUCUCAUUGGAACUUUGGCAUCGUAGUGCUUUGGAGAGAAAACACACACACACAGAAAAGGACUCCUUAAAAAAAGAACCUGAGAUUUAUUAAAGAAAAAAAAAUGUAUUUUAUGUUAUAUAUAAAUAUAUUAUUACUUGUAAAUACAAAGACGUUUUAUAAGCAUCAUUAUUUAUGUAUUGUGCAAUGUGUAUAAACGAGAAAAAAAAAGAUGCACUUUGCUUUAAUAUAAAUGCAAAUAACAAAUGCCAAAUUAAAAACAAACAAACAAACAAACAACAACAAAAAAAAAACCCCAAGAACACAAGAUUGGUGUUUUUUUCUAUGGGUGUUCUCAUCCAGAUGAAUGUUUUUUUUUUUCUUUUUUUUUUUUCUAAAGGAUUUUAUGUUCCAUGAAAAAAAUAAAAAGCUACACUUGACCCUCGGUGCGGAGUGGCUUUGUUAGAGAUGGGGAGGAGCAGCAGGAGGGGUAUUCCUGUUGUUUGUCAUUUCAGGUUGAGCUGACCCCCAUGGCAGCAGCCCAGUGUUCAUCCUGUACCAUCCAGUCCGUAGAAUACAAUGGCUUUCAUGCCAGCGUGUCGUCUGGGUUGCUCCACGGGUCCAUGUCUUUGACUGGAGCUCUGCAUCACAUCCAAGGCGUCCCCAGGAGGAGAGAAGUUCCAAUAGCUGACUGAUCUCCUAUGAUUGGUGAAGGCAAAGCAUUCUGAGUGGAAACCACCAGCCCUGUAGAGCCUGGAGGCUUUGGAGAGGUGCAGCAUCCAUGUCUUGGAUCCUACUGGCCUUCCUGUGGUGGACAGAUGUGGUAGUGGAUGAGUUUUUCUGAGCAUCAAGAGCAGGUUCGCCCAACGCUGCACCUUUCUGUUCAACAUUCCCCACCCAACAGGACUUACUGAGAUACAUUAUUUGGUCUGCUCUGAAUGGACUGUGCCUUCAGCGGGAUUCCUUUCACUGAGCCCACCAACCAGCUUCGGAAUAGCUUUGGAUCAUGUGGAUGUACCCACCUGUCUUGCUUGGUGUGCCCUAAAGACGCCCAAGAGGGCAAACAUUGGUGUAUCUUCAUCUACAGUACUAUUUGCCUCCUUUCCUUUCCAUUCUGUGCCAUCAGACUUGAAACACUUGAUAACCUCUCACAUGCCCAGUGGUCAAACCAGCAACAAUGGUUUGUGUCAGAGGCUCAAGGAAAAAAAACUCUGGGCCAUUCCAUGGUACCCCCCACCAAAGGCCCCAAAGAUGAAGGAUAAAAUGGACAUCGUUGUGAAACUCACUUCCUCUGAGCCUUUGUAGUAUCUACCAGCAGGAGCACAGCUGUGCAGACAGCAGGUUGAGGUGCCCUCGCGGACACAGUGCCGGUGAGCUGUGACUGCUCACCAGGAACAGCAAGUGUCUCCUGGGGUUGGGAAAUCCUCUGCACAUCCCAUUUUGCGCCUUGUCCUCUGCAGCUGCCUCUUGCAGGAGAUGCAUUGCUGAGCUGGCUGGAUCUUUGGUUGGGCCUUUGGUUGAACUUUUGUUCGGAACUUCGGUUGGAACUUUGGUUGCAGUUUUGGUUGGAACUUUGAUUGGACCUUUGGUUGGACAUGGCUUGUCAGGUUGAAUGUAUAGUGCUGGAGAAUGAGCUGAAACACCCCAAAGAGCCCUUAAUUUUAUGGGGCCUCUGUUAGACUUGUUCAUGAAAAUAAAAGACCAGGCAUCA
Messenger RNA from Gallus gallus (chicken), 5003 nucleotides. RefSeq names its product SMAD family member 7 (gene SMAD7). Bases 1213 to 2379 code for a protein of 388 amino acids. Lineage: Eukaryota; Metazoa; Chordata; Aves; Galliformes; Phasianidae. Gene Ontology annotation, biological process: SMAD protein signal transduction; BMP signaling pathway; anatomical structure morphogenesis. The transcript has 4 exons. Gene Ontology annotation, molecular function: I-SMAD binding; transcription regulator inhibitor activity. Gene Ontology annotation, cellular component: heteromeric SMAD protein complex. The record is from RefSeq and is a predicted model, not a curated record.